GCCGGAGCCAGAGCCAGGGCCAGAGCCGGCUGCUGCGCCGGAUGAGGAGACCAUCGUCGCCGAGGAGCCUGCUCCUCCCCCGUCGCCGCCACACCCCCCAACGACGCCGAACUGGGGCUUCUCUGUGAGCGCCCUGAUCACAGGAACAGUGCGCCGAGUCACCGCCAGCCUGCCCUUCCCAGCGCUCAGGACACCAGCGCCGGCGACGCCCAUUGCGGCGCAUGCCGCAUCAACACCUCCACCACCACCCAUGACGGCACCCGCACCGCUACGCAGCGCCCGUAAGGCCAAGACGCCCCCCCACCCCGCGAGCGCCCUCCCACCGGCGCGGAGAAUGUCAACAGAGGAAAAGGCGAAACUGGCCUACGAGCAAAAGGAUCGCAAGAUGCUCAAAACACUCCUGAGGAUCUCCUUCAAAAAUGAUAUCCUGAGAAAAGUGCCCGAGGCAGAUCACGAGCUGGCCCUUGCUUGGCUGGAUAACACGCUCAGCGUGCUGAAACUCGAGCAUCUGUUCGCUUUCCUGACCAACACCACCAACCGUUAUGACUUCCCCGACCUGGACGACAUGGAGUCGAUACCCGCCAACCCUCCGUGGAAGGAAGGAUGCGGUACCUUCAGCCUUUAUGGCGGUUUCAUCGACGACUCCGAUGACGAUACCACCGUGACCGAUGACGGGCUUCCCAAGGAGUUUAUUUACGUCUGGAAGAUGGAGCAGUUGGCCAGGCUACCCCACGAGCGUCCAAUCAAGCGACGCAAGAUGAAUCACAUGACAUCUACACCUCUCAACGUGUUUACUCCCCGGCCUGCCUUCGCGAACUCGCUUGGCGCUUCAGUCUCGAUCAACGAUCUUCGACCACGUUCAGCGGUCAUACCAUCACCUAUCUUCGACAACGUUGAGGCUGAAUACCAGGGUGGCAAUGUCUUUGAUCAGGACAGGGCUGCGACGUCUGUGGCCAAGGCGCCAGAUGAUUUUGAUGGAAGAUACGGCCUUUUCGACGACGACACAUUAUUCUCUGACGAAGACACCGUGAUAGAGACACCGAGCAGACGCGGCCCUUCCACUCCACGACCCUUCGCUUCCACCUCGUCCACUCCACGACCCUCUGCUUUCACCUCGGCCACUCCCCAGCCCUCCGCUUUUACCUCGACUACUUCAAAUGCUUCCACUCCAAAUGCUCCCACUCCAAAUGUUCCCGCUCCAAAGGCUGGUAAUAUUUUCGCCUCUGCUACCGUAGCGUCAUCUGUUUCAGCCUCACCAGCGUUGGUUCCAUCUGCCUCGACUCCAUCUGCUCCAUCUCCAUCUGCUCCGGCUCUAUUUGCUUCAGCUCCAUCUGCUUCAGCUUCCCUCCCCCCAGCUGCAUCUGCUCCAGAAUCCACGACUCCGCCUUCUUCACCUCCACUUUCUGCGAUCGCUCCUCCGGUCCGCUCUUCACAGCCAUCAUGGACGCAGUCUCCUCCCCCAGCCCCGAUCCCUGCUCAUGCAGAGCUCCCUGCACUGUCUACUACUCCUCGACAUCAAGCAGCACCAACACCUUCCACCCAACCGACCAAGCGCAAGUAUUCCUCCCUCCAGCAGAAUUACACACCAACCAAGCCGAGCCCAUUGCGUCAGCAUGAUACGGGCAAUAUGGAUUUCAUUUUAGACGGUAUGCCCACCCCACCAUCUGACGAGUCCGAUCAGUCUGGUUCUACGCCGCCUAGAGUCAAAGAGCUCUCCUAUUUCCUCUUCGCAGGCAUUAGCCCCCCAACAUCGCCCCAUUGAGACACAGCAGCAUGCACCCCCUUCUUGUACUUUGACUUGGCCCUUCCGGUCUUCUUUCUUCUCAUGCCAUGUCUUAUACCCCCUGUUAAAUUGCAUAGCGAGAAAAAGUUCUGUCUGUAGUAUAACAGUAGCUAGAUUGCGAGUAAUUUUCGUCUUUAGUGGCAUGCCACUUAAUAGGGCGAGGGGACCUGGUCCCUGGUAGCAAUAGGUAUUUUUGAAUUACACACAAUUCGAGUAUUAUAUUGGCUUCAUUUCUAGAUUCAGUGACUCGUGAACUUGUGUACAACUCUUUUUCCACUGAAUGUGGUACCCCAACUCAUUAUCAAGAAUCUAAAUACGCUUCCAGGAUGGCAUUUUGAACGCCUGGUAAACUCGCUAGGCCACCUCAGAUAGUGGUGAAGAGCUGUACACAGAGUGGAAAUGCUAGUCCGU
Molecule: messenger RNA, 2194 nt
Organism: Mytilinidion resinicola
Lineage: Eukaryota; Fungi; Ascomycota; Dothideomycetes; Mytilinidiales; Mytilinidiaceae
Exons: 2
Coding region: 251-1762 (503 amino acids)
Source: RefSeq, a predicted model, not a curated record